Ichthyophthirius multifiliis is the source of this 3039-nucleotide messenger RNA. RefSeq lists its product as hypothetical. The transcript has 2 exons. NCBI's taxonomy places the organism in Eukaryota, Ciliophora, Oligohymenophorea, Hymenostomatida. The record is from RefSeq and is a predicted model, not a curated record.
CACUUCCUAUAAAAGACCAUAGGUAUAGAUAGUUAUUUUUAUAAGGAAAAACUUUAAUUGCGGAUGAUGAAAAUCAUAUAGAUGAUUAUGUUUACUUAUAUUCAAUUGAAAAUAUACUUUGUAGAGAUACUGAACAUAUAACUGAUAAUCUAUAAUGUGUUUAAUGCAAAAAUAAUGAGUAUUUUAAAGACGAUAUAUGUGUAGGUUGUCCAAAAGGGACUUUUGUUAUAAAUAAUAUAUGUACUGCAUGUAUGGAAGGAUGUAUAUAAUGUGAUAAUAAAACUACUUGUAUUAUAUGUGAUUAAGGUUAUUAUAAAAAUAAUUUGAAUGAAUGUAAACCUUGUAAUAUUAAUUGUAAAGCUUGUCAAAAUGAUACUCCAGAUAUAUGUACUUCUUGUAAUUCACCUAAAGUUUUACAAACAAAAAGACUAAACAUGUGUAGAUGCUUGUGAUGAUAAUUAAUAUUUAGAUAAUAGUCAAGUUGAUAUACCUAAAUGUAGGGAUUGCAUUAAUUUAUGUCUUAAAUGUGUAAAUGCAAAUUCUUGCUAACUUUGUGUAAAUGGCAAUUUUUUUAAUACAAAUACAUUGAAAUGUGAACCAUGUGAUGCUUAGUGUACUACAUGUGAAAACGGUACUGAUAAUACUAAAUGCCUGUCCUGCUCACCUCCUUUAUAUUACCAAUAACUGGAAAAAAAAUGCGUUAGGAAUUGCAAUUAAGGCUAAUAUCCGAACUCUUAAAGUGGUUUAUGCGAAUUUUGUGAUCCGAAUUGCUAAACUUGUAUAGAUUCAAAGACUUCUUGUCUUACUUGUAAUAAUAAUUAAUAUUUAUAAACUAACUAAACUUGCAAAGAUAUCUGUUUACCCAAAUAAUAUCCGGAUAAUGCGAGAAAAUGCUAACCGUGUAAUGCAUCAUGCUUAUCAUGUAUUAAUAAUACCUCAUGUUCUACAUGUGCUGAUGGUAAUUAUUUAAAUCCUUUAACUUAAUUUUGCUCGCCUUGCUCCGCUAACUGUAGAACUUGCGAUAAUAAUGCUGAUACUUGUACAUCCUGUAUUAAAGGUUAAUAUUUAAAUACUAAUACUAAUACUAAUAGAUGUGAACAAUGUAACGCAAACUGUGUCGCGUGCGAAAAUGGACCCACUAAUGAUUAAUAUGCAUUAAGGACAUGCUAAUAAUGUAAUGCGUCCUGUCUUACAUGUUAAAAUGCUAUUUCGUGUAAUACAUGUAAUGCAGGAUAUUAUAUAAACACAAGGAGUAAUUUAUGUGAAAAAUGUGAUGAUAAUUGUCAAACAUGUGAAAAUGGAAUAGUAAAUAAUUAAUGUAUUACCUGUAAUAAUAAUUAAGUUCUUUUAUAAACUAGAAUAUGCGCCGAUAAUUGCGAUAAUAAAUAAUUUGAGGAUUAAAAUAAAAAUUGUUAGUAAUGUGAUCCUACGUGUCUUACUUGCUCGAAUCCUAAUACGUGUGAUACUUGUGAAGAAGGAUCAUAUUUAAAAAGAAGUACAUAAAAAUGCGAAUUAUGUGACUUAAAUUGUAAAACAUGUAUAGAAAAGGGCAAAUGUGUAUCUUGUAAAUAAUUUUUUUUUUUAACCUAAGAUUAAUAAUGUAAACUAGAAUGUGAUUAAUCUUUUUUUUCAGAUUCUUAAGGAAAUUGUUAACCAUGUGAUUCUAAUUGUUUAAAUUGUAAACAAUUUAAUUAAUGUACAGAAUGUUUAUAGGGACUCUAUUUAUUUAAUGGAUUUUGUAGUAAUGAAAUUUAUUGCUAAGAGAAUACUUACUUAGACCAAAAUGAGUGCAAAACAGAAUGUCCUUAAAAUAAAUUUAAAAAUGUAGAGACUAAUACAUGCGAUCCUUGCCAUUCCUCGUGCAAAAGAUGCACGGAAGGAGGCAAUAUUAAAUGCUUGGAGUGCGAAAAUGGAUUUGUUUUGAAUGAAAAUGGUAAAUGUGAGAAUUAAAUAUAAGAAAUAAAUGCGACUACUAGUAAGAUAAUGUUUAAAGUAUAUCUCGUGGUUACUAUAUAUAUAUUAAUCGCGUGUAUAAUCUGCUAUUUUUUAGAUUAUAAAUCCUAUUAUAGAAAUAGGAAAGCGAAAAAUUUAAAAGAAUAAGAAUGUAAACCGAAAAUAGAACCCGUAAAAGACCAAAUUGAAACAUAAAAUGUAGCAGAAAAUGUAAAAAAAGAAAAAUAAAGGUAAAAGUAAACGUAAAGAAGACCCAAAUCAUAUAUUCAAAAAACAAAUUAAUAAUUAGAAUUGAUAAAUAUAAACUCAAAAAUUAAUAAAAAUCCAAAAAAAAGAAGUAAUUAUAUAAGUUAAAGUUCAGUUUCUCCAGAUUAAAAUAUAUAGAGUAUGUCUGGAUUUGAAAAUUUUAUCAGUAAAUAAACUAUAACAAAUAGUACGAAUAUCAAAAACAAUACAAAUGAUGUUUUAUUUGAAGUUAUUUAAAAUGAAAAUAAUAAUAUAAAUAAAGUUAAUAGAACAAAUACCGUUCAUAAUUAUUAUUAAUAUGACUAGAAAUUAUAUUUUACACUUAUUGCGAAUGAAUUUUUGGAGAUAUAUUUAUUAUUAGACUAUACACGAAACUCUUUACUUAGGGCUCUACUUAUAUAUUUUAAACAAUGCUUAUUUAUGCUAAUUUGCUUUUAUUCUUAUAUGAUAGGAUAUUUUUAAAUGGCAAUUUUAAUAUUAAUAUGUAUUAUAGUUAAAUAAUGUUUAAAAAAAAUUAUUGAAAAUAUUAAAUUAUUAAAAUUUCUUAGAUAUAUAUUUUCAAUGUUUAUUUUUCUAUCGAUUUUUAUAAUAUUCUUUAUUUUAUUUAUAUUAAAAGAGAGUAGUAUUAUUAAUGAUGGAGAAGAUUAAUAAUGGGCAAUUAGUUAUUUAUAAGUUUCUGUCAUAGAUAUAAUUUUGAUUUAAAAUAUAAUUUCAUUAUUAAACUAUUAUUCGAGUGUAAGAAAUUUAAAAGGAUAUAAUGAUAAAUUGUAAAAAUUCUUAGAUUAUACGUUUGUUUAAAAUAAUAUAAAAAAUAAAAUAAAAUAAAAAUAAAAAAAAUGA